GCCUGGGGCCGGAGGGCGGUCGUGUGAGGCGAGGAAAGCUUUCGCUUUCUUUAGUCUUCAAAUGGUGGGUGAGAGCAGCGGGAAAACCUUGGGGGAAGCAUGCUGUGGGACAGCGGUGUCCUGGCCCUGGUGGGUCCCCGAGUGCUGCCCUUAGUGAGGUACAAACCCAAGUACCAGCUGAGAUGAGUCAUGCUCCUAAAGUGGGGUGCCUGACCUGGAGAUCUUUCCAUUCAAAGAUGUAAUGCAUAGUGCAGCCUCUUGCAUCUUUGAGAUUAUGUAUCUGUGAAUGUUGAGGAUGAUGAUGAAGCAGUGAUGAUUGACCAUGGAGAAAACGGACUGUCCACACAAAGCUGCGUGGCAAUGGGACAAAACUCUGAAGUAAACAGUGUUCACCACGUGGCUCAACUUGCCUAUGGAAACGAAGGCUUAUCAGUGCUAGCUGACAAAGUGGCAUCACAAAUGAGCCAUUCUGCAAGUAUGCAGAGAGGAAAUGGUCAUAGCCCUGAAAAAAUGGAUUUUGCAUUUUCACAUAAUAAAAGAAAACGUCUUGCCCCUACUCUAGUGGGACAGAAUGUGAUGAGAAUCAGGGAAGGAGAAUAUGAAGAUAGUGAUGGUGUCAUUUACGAGUAUGAACCAGACUAUGAAUGUGGGAGUAUUGUGUCUGAAGCUUCCUACACUGAAGCCUCCUACACUGGAGAUCAGCAGAAAACUCUUGCGGAGGUCCUCAGUUAUUGCCAGGCCAUGUAUGAUGCCAUUCAGAAAUUGGAUAAAAAAUUUGACCUGCUUCAUCGGAAGGUCUCAGAAAUGCAGCAUACUCGUCUAAAGCCACUGUUUCUCAAACCUAAACCAGUUGGAUUUACAUACAGAAGUUCCAGUCAUUUGCCCCAAGGCAAAACAAGGCUACAAAGAUCCAUGGAAAAGGAAUCAAGUCUUCAUCUCUCUUCACCAGGCCUGGAAAGGCAUAGCCCAGUCAUAAGGGUUGCUUUACAAAACGGCCAUGUUCAGGUCAAUUCCACAAUAAAACAUGUUCAGCAGAGCCUUCAGCUUGAAUCACAGCAGCCUGUUCACAGGCAGAGCCCACCACUCCCCACUAUAGUUUCUACGCAUUCAUUGCAUUCAUCAUACACAGCAAAUAACAGGAUGCCUGACCUUUCUCCACAAUCAGAUCUUGUAGCUGAUGUUGUGGAAAGUACUUGCAAUAUUGCAUCUUCACCGGUGGCAUCAUCAUCAAUGCCAGCACCAUCUGAAACCAGUUUGGGAAAUAAUGCUGUAGCCAUUAACUACAGAAAUGCAUCUGGGAGUGUGAACAUCAGUAAAGAGCUACCAUCUUCUUCAGUCUCCAUCAAUCCUAGCUUUGAGUUUGUCGGUGACCCAGUGAGAAAUGUAAAAGUUCUUGGAAACUAUUUGAUGAAAGCUCGGCAAAAGACUAAGCCAAAGUACGCAGCACGCUACUUAGUUCGUGUCUUGUUCCCCAAGGAAACGUUAUUGUGCAGCAUUAUGGGAGUGAGCGCACGAGGGCGCAGAACAUUGGAUCCAAACAAAAUUGCUGCAAUAAGAGAAUUUCUUGCAACUAACUUUCCAAACUAUGAUUUGAGCGAGCAUGGAAAAGACUGGAAAACCUGUAUCACAAAUGUCAAUGCUAUGAUCCGCUGUUUACGCUCUGAAACAAAAAUAAAACCAGAGACAGCUGAAGGGAAAGAAAUAGCGGCUGUUGCUCCAGAUACAUCUCAUUGUGUAGAUUUAAAUUAUAAUGAAGAUAGUGAAGGCAAUUCUCAAAACUCUCAGAAAAUUACCAGCUCCGUAACUGACACGUUGCAGAAUUCAGGACUGGAUAAGUUUCCAGAAGCUUUCCACACAUCUUCGGUCAAGAAACUGCAGUCCUUGGAACCUAUGGAACUUCUUGGAAGUCCGUGGCGCAAUGUUCAGUUGCCUUUCUCAGUCAUUUAUGUAGCUAAGGGGAAGUCUCGGCCAGAGCUGUCAGCUCGCUACCUAAUUCGUCACAUGUUCACUGAAGAUGUGCUGGUAAAAAGCAAUGUAUAUGGUAAUCUUGAACGUGGCAUGAGCCCACUCGACUGCAACAGAAUUAAUGCUCUCAGAGACUUUCUUCAAGAGAAUUAUCCAUCCUUUGAUCUGAAGGAAACUGGAUAUGAUUGGAAGGCGUGUGUGGCUGCCAUAAACAGCACAAUCCGCAGUCUCAGACAUGACCAUAAAAAGGCUACAGUUGGAAUCCGGCGGAAAGUCUUGGCAGUGCCACCACCGAGUGCAAAGAGUCCUCCACAGAGCCCCCCUUUAGUCAAGCCAUUUGAAAGUGACACUAUCAAUCUCACGGACUGAAGCUCUCUGUCUCAAAUCUUAAUUUAGCAGCCUUUUUAAAAUCCCACAUAGAAGCAUAUUACAUUGAGUACAGUGUCCUAUUAUACUGAGUUGUCAGCAGCACUAAAUAGUAUUAUUUCAUGAGGCCAAAGUUAGCAGAAGACUUGGGAACCCUAACUCCUUGUAUAAGUAGCAUUUGUGCUCCUCAGAAAUUACUUCCACUAUUCCCUGUAGCAUUUCCAAUGUGCUCUCCCCUAAAAGUACCUUCUUCUCGUAAUUCAUUGACUUGGAAAAAUAAAUCUGAUUAGGAAAGAUGCACUGUGCAUCAAGUCAGCAGAAGCACAUAGAAAUGUGGAAAGAAUGAUCAUCCUUAGAGGAAGACUCAUAGCUAGCUAAAUUGUCUCAUUAUGUGUGAGGAAUGAAAUUUGCUUUGACAAAUGGAUAUUUUAAGCAAAAAUAUCUAAUGCAGAAAGGAAAAAAAAAAGUUUUUAUUGCAUCUAGCUAACUUCUUGUAUCUCUCACUUUUUUUGCCUCCUAUAGCAGUCCGUUGUAGGAUAAGGAAGGAGGCAGACAAAAAUGUAAGUACAGUUGGACUGUAUUUUAGCUCUGAUUUAGCUCUGCGAAAGCACAAAAAAAGCAUCCAGAAAAAACAGCCCAAUGGUUGGUUCUGUUUUUUCAUGAUGAAAAUUAAAGGAAAGAAUUCCUCAGGUGCUUGGUCUACUGUUCAGUGGCAUAUGUCUCAUCUGCUGGAGUGGGUGUUCAGAAGAUGGAAAUCUGCUCCAGCUUUCAACUAGAGCAUUUGGGUCCUGAUUCAGAUUUGAGAAUUGUGAUUAUUCAGAGUCACAGACUGGUUGAAGUUGGAAGGGACCUCUGAAGGUCAUCUGAUCCACUCCCCCUGCUCAAGCAGGGCCACCACCAUGUCCAGACAGCUUUUGAAUAUCUCCAAGACUGAAGACUCCGCAACCUUCCUGGGCAACCUGUGCAAAGGCUCAGUCACCAUCACAGUAAAAAACUGUUUCUUGAUGUUCAGAGGGAACCUCCUGUGCUUCAGUUCAUGCCCGUUGCCUCUGGUCAUGUCAUUAGGGACCACUGAGAAGAGCCUGGCUCUGUCCUUUUGUGUCUAUCCUCUUUGCAACCUUCCCUCAGGUAUUCAUAUACAUUGAGAUCCUCCUUAAGCCUUCUUUUUUUCCAGACUGAACAGUCUUUCUCUCUCUUUAACCCUUACUCACAGGAGAGGUGCUUCAGUCCCUUCAUCAUCUUCAUGGCCCUUUGCUGGACUCUCUUCAGUGUGUUUGUGCCUCUGUUGUACUGGGGAGCCCAGAGGUGGAUGCAGCAUUCCAGGUGAGGCCUCACUAGGGCCAAGGAGAGGAGAACAGUCACUUCCCUCAACAUGCUGCCAACAUCCUCCUAAUGCACCCCAGGGUACCAUUAGACUUCUUUGUGGCAAGGGCUCAUUUGCUGGUUUAUGAUCAACUUAGUGUCCACUAGGACAUCCCAGGGUACACUCUGCCCCAUAAUCCAGAUAAUGAAUGAAGAUAUUAAACAGGAUUGGACCCAGUAUUGAUCCCUGGGGUACUCUGCUGUUUACUGGCCUUCAUCUAGGCUUCAUGCUGACGAUCACUACUCUCUGGGCCUGGCCAUUCAUCCAGUUUCCAGUUCAUUUUACUGUCUGCUCAUCCAAUCUGUAGCAUCAGCAGCAGCUUCUCUGUGAGGAUCUUCUGGGAGACAAUGUCAAAGGCCUUCCAUAAAUCCAGGUAGACAAUAUCCACUGUUCUGCUUUCACCAAUCAGGCCAGUCAUUUUAUCGUAGAAGUUUACCAAGUUGGUCAGCCAUGAGCUCCCCUUGGUGAAGCCAUGCUGUGACUGCUCCUGGUGGUAUUCUUGUCAUUUGUGUGCCUGGAAAUGGUUUUCUUCCCAGGGAUGGAGGUGAGGCUGACUGGCCUGUAGUUCCCUGGGUCCUCUUCCCCAUCCUUCUUCAAGACAAGAGCGACAUCUUCUUUCAUCUGGUCUUCGGGCACUUCUCCCGUUCACCACGAUCAACCAAAGGUGAUCAGGAGUGGUAUCACAAUGAUGUCAGCCAGCUCCCUCAGCACUCGAGGGUACAUCCCAUCAGGCCCCUUGGGUUUAGUGCACAUCCAGUUUGCUUAAGUGUUCCCUGACCAGAUUCUCUUACACCCAGUGUGUCUUCAUUGCUUCAGCCUUUCCCCCUGGCCUGUGGGACCUGGGAUUCUGGAAGGCCAGUCUUGCUCGUAAAGGCUGAGGCAAAGCAAUCCAGAAGUGCCUCAGCCUUUUCUGUGUCCUGUGUCACGAGGUCCCCUGUCUCUUUCAGCAGUGGACCCACAUUUUCCCUAGCCUUCCUUUUAUCACCUAUGUAGUUGCAGAAGCCCUUUUGUUGUCUUUGGCAUCCCUGGCCAUGUUCAAUUCCACUUGGGCUUUAGCUUUCCUAACUUCAACCCAGCUCAGACACUGUAUCCCCCCCCCCCAUUACUUUUUUCUUUUUUUCCCUUUUUCCCCAGCCUCUGUACGCUUCCUUUUUGGAACCGUACUUCCUUCUGUUUGUCCAGAAGCUCCUUGUUCAUCUGCACAGGCCUCCUGGCAUUUUUGCCUUACUUCUUGUUUGUUGAGAUGGAUUGCUCUGGAGAUUUGAGGAGGCAAUCCUUGAAUUUUAACCAACUUUCAUGGCCCCAUAUUUUCUCCAGGGUCCUAAUCCCAUAGGACUCUUCCUAGCAGAUCUUUGAGGAGGCUGAAGUCUGCUCUCCUGAAGUCUGGGAUUAUGAGCAUGCUUUUUAUCAUCCUCCCUCCCCUCAGCAUCCUGAACUCCACCAUCUCAUGGUCACAGCAGCUACGGCUGCUUUUGACCUUCAUAUUCUCAACUAGCUCCUCAUUGUAGGUGAGUAUGAGGUCCAGCAAAGCACCUGUCCUUGUUACCUCUUCUAUCACCUGGAGGAAGAAGUUGUUGUCAAUAAUAAAUAUUCAUGCAGUUGCCUUUCCUUUCUAUCCACUCAAUGCUAAAGAUUUAUUAGUGCACUGAAUUAUAUAUUAAAAAAAAACAACAACAAAACCAACCAAACAAAUUUUGAAAACUACUUGGGUGUUGAACUCGUAAAAAAAAAUAAAAAUUAAUGACUAUAUAUAUUCAGUGUCACAUCCCCGUUAGUUUCAUUUGUAAGUUGAAAUUCAACAGCAGUACUGUACAAAAAUUCAUGACUUCUUUUCUUGGGCAAGUUCUUUGUUGCUUGGGGUAUUUUGGUCGUGUUUAUUGUUUUGUUUUGUUUGCUUUCAAAAGAGGAAGUAUUUGGUAUGUGCCUUCCUGUUACAUGAUUUUCCAGCACCAGUCACACCUUCCUCUCGCUGUCUUUGUAAUGGUUAACUGGUGCAUGACCUUGCCUUGCCACUUGCAUUAUGUCCCAGUGUGGUUCUCAGAUGUCUUCGGAGAAAGAAGCUUCUCAGAAGACUGACACAGGGAACCAGUUACGCCUCUGAAAAUUGGGGCAACAGUGGCUUCCAAAAUUACGCCUGUGUACGUAGCAGAACAACAUCUAACUAAAUCUGUCCUCUCCAAGGCAAAGGUUUCAUAGUUUGGGUUUUUUGUUAGUAAUAGGGUAGAAUAGUGAAGUUACUUUUUCUCACUUCAACUUAUAUUCAUAACAAACAGGCAGUUUUUAUUAUAUACAGUAUAGGAACAGCUUUUUUUUAUUGCAAGUUAGGAUAUGCAAUGGCCUUAUCAGAUAUGAAAUCCCCUACCACCUCCUUGCAGAAGCCUUCUGUAGGAUUUAAGAAAUAGGCUGAAUUUCUGUUUUGGUUUCUUUUUUUUAUUAUUUACUAGAAAUGAUGUACUGCAAAUUUGGUUGCUCUGGUUUACUACUAACAAAUUGUGCUGUUGCUGUUCUAUAAAACAGUCAUUCUUGUAAAUGCCAAGAACUUUGUUGUGUGUAGAUAUUACUAGUUCCAAACCUUCGAAAAAAACAAAAAUGCUUAUAUUUUUUCAGUAGUUUUAUGAAACUUUUUCACUGUCCUUCGCAGAUUUUAAUGGUAGAAUGAUAUAUUUAUUGAAUGACCUGUGUGGCACUGAAACCUGUUAGUGUGGUGCGUACCUAUAGCUUCCAUAUCGAAAAGAGAAUUGAAUAAUUGAAUAAAAGUAGAAAUAGUUUUCUUGUUUCUGUUUCAAAUGUAUCCAUUUUUGCUAACUUUUAUAAAAUAAAAUUACAGUAUUUUGCUGUUAGGAAUAAAGUAUUUUACAAAUAAAACUAGCAUAUAGCUC
This is a messenger RNA of Calidris pugnax (ruff), 6573 nucleotides long. RefSeq names its product BEN domain containing 2 (gene BEND2). NCBI's taxonomy places the organism in Eukaryota, Metazoa, Chordata, Aves, Charadriiformes, Scolopacidae. The record is from RefSeq and is a predicted model, not a curated record. Gene Ontology annotation, molecular function: DNA binding. The transcript is spliced from 12 exons. The coding region runs from base 313 to 2334 and encodes 673 amino acids.